AAAAAAAAAAAAAAGGUUAUUUAAAAGAAAGUGUUAGCCAAAGUCAGUUUUACUUUUAUUUGUUCUUUUGCAUUUUUGAUGCUAUUACUACCUCUUUUAGAUAGUCCAAAAUGGACUAUUUUAACAACAGUAUCUUUAAAAUUUAAGUUACUUGCUUGGCUAUGCGGUUUGUAUGAUUACAGUUCAACUUAGGAAAUGUUCUCCAAUAAUGAGUUGCUCUUAAUUUAAUCAAAUUGCUAAGGCCUAAUAGUACUAUAAACCAACUUGGUGGUGAGUUUGCAUGUUUAUUUUAUUCAGAUUAUUAUCUAGUAAGUGAACACUUUAAUUCAUAUAGAAAUGAUUACUGGACUUUGUUUACAGAAAGCCACCAAAAAAACUGAUAAACCCAGACAAGAUGAUAAAGAUGAUCUAGAUGUAACAGAGCUCACUAAUGAAGAUCUUUUGGAUCAGCUUGUGAAAUACGGAGUGAAUCCUGGUCCUAUUGUAGGAACAACCAGGAAGCUGUAUGAGAAAAAGCUUUUGAAACUGAGGGAACAAGGAACAGAAUCAAGAUCUUCUACUCCUCUGCCAACAAUUUCUUCUUCAGCAGAAAAUACAAGGCAGAAUGGAAGUAAUGAUUCUGACAGAUAUAGUGACAAUGAAGAAGGAAAGAAGAAAGAACACAAGAAAGUGAAGUCCACUAGGGAUUUUGUUCCUUUUUCUGAACUUGGAACUACUGCCUCUGGUGGUGGAUUUUUUCAGGGUAUUUCUUUUCCUGAAAUCUCCACCCGUCCUCCUUUGGGCAGUACUGAACUACAGGCAGCUAAGAAAGUACAUACUUCUAAGGGAGACCUACCUAGGGAGCCUCUUGUUGCCACAAACUUGCCUGGCAGGGGACAAUUGCAGAAGUUAGCCUCUGAAAGGAAUUUGUUUAUUUCAUGCAAGUCUAGCCAUAAUAGGUGCUUAGAGAAAAGUUCUUCGUCAUCUUCUCAGCCUGAACACAGUGCCAUGUUGGUCUCUGCUGCAGCUUCUCCUUCACUGAUUAAAGAAACCACCACUGCUUGCUAUAAAGACAUAGUAGAAAAUAUUUGCGGUAGAGAAAAAAGUGGAAUUCAACCGUUAUGUCCUGAGAGGUCCCAUAUUUCAGAUCAGUCGCCUCUCUCCAGUAAAAGGAAAGCACUAGAAGAGUCUGAGAGCUCAAAACUAAUUUCUCCGCCACUUGCCCAGGCAAUCAGAGAUUAUGUCAAUUCUCUGUUGGUCCAGGGUGGGACAGGUAGUUUGCCUGGAACUUCUAACUCUACACCCCCACUGGAUGUAGAAAACAUACAGAAGAGAAUUGAUCAAUCUAAGUUUCAAGAAACUGAAUUACUGUCUCCUCCACGAAAAGUCCCUAGACUGAGUGAGAAGUCAGUGGAGGAAAGGGAUUCAGGUUCCGUUGUGGCAUUUCAGAACAUACCUGGAUCUGAACUUUUGCCGUCUUCUUUUGCCAAAACUGUUGUCUCUCAUUCACUCACUACCUUAGGUCUGGAAGUGUCUAAGCAGUCACAGCAUGAUAAAAUAGAUGCCUCAGAACUAUCUUUUCCCUUCCAUGAAUCUAUUUUAAAAGUAAUUGAAGAAGAAUGGCAGCAAGUUGACAGGCAGCUGCCUUCACUGGCAUGCAGAUAUCCAAUUUCUUCCAGGGAGGCAACACGGAUAUUAUCAGUUCCAAAAGUAGAUGAUGAAAUCCUAGGGUUUAUUUCUGAAGCCACUCCACCAGCAGGUAUUCAAGCAACCUCCACUGAGUCUUGCGAUAAACAGUUGGACUUAGCACUCUGUAGAGCAUAUGAAGCCGCAGCAUCAGCAUUGCAGAUUGCAACCCACACUGCCUUUGUUGCUAAGGCUAUGCAGGCAGACAUUAGUCAAGCUGCACAGAUUCUUAGCUCAGAUCCUAGUCGUACCCAUCAAGCACUUGGGAUUCUGAGCAAAACAUAUGAUGCAGCCUCAUAUAUUUGUGAAGCUGCAUUUGAUGAAGUGAAGAUGGCUGCCCAUACUAUGGGAAAUUCCACUGUAGGUCGUCGAUACCUCUGGCUGAAAGAUUGCAAAAUUAAUUUAGCUUCUAAGAAUAAGCUGGCUUCCACUCCCUUUAAAGGUGGAACAUUAUUUGGAGGAGAGGUAUGCAAAGUAAUUAAAAAGCGUGGAAAUAAACACUAGUAACAUUAAGAACAAAAAGACACAUAUCUUAUAUUUCAAACUUUUAUGCCAACAUUUUCUUUUCUGUUAAGGUUGUUUUAGUUUCCAGAUAGGGCUAAUUACAAAGUGUGAAGCUUCUACCCAUCAAAUUAUAGUAUAAAAGUAAUUGCCUGUGUAGAACUGCUUUUCUUUUUUAAAGAUUUGCAUAGGUAGGAAACCUGGUACAAACAAUUUAAAGCUUUCUAGAUCACAUAUUAGUCUCCAAAUUGUUUUCUAUUUCCUGCUUUACGUAUGCUUUUACAAUUCUCCAAAACUAAGAAAAUUCUAAUUAGGAUAUAAGGAGUCUUUACUGUUUAAUAGAGUAAUAUGCAUCCUCCUUUAUACCUAGGACAGAUUUAAACAGUUGUUACACAUUCAGAACAGUGAUUUUGUUCUUUUUGAUAUUUUUAUCUCAGUAUCUUUUCACAUUCCAUAACUUGUCCAUAUUUUUGCUCAUAUUUUGUUACUUUUGUUUUUUACUCAUGUCUGCAACAGCAAUCAUAGUAGUCUAGAUCAGUGCAACUCAAACUACCAGUCUACGAACUGUUACUUAUCCACAGGCAAGAUAAGCAUGCACAAUAAUUUAAAUCCAGAGAUACUUUUUAAGUCAAUGACAGGAUUUAUUUUUUAGCAAAAUUGUAUUAAUAGCUAAAGCAAUGUAUUGAUUUACACUCUGAUGCAAGUAAUGUAUCUCUUCAUUGACUGGUAGCAACCAAUUCAUGGAUCAGUACCAUGGACCACACUUUGAGAAACACUUCUUUGGAUAAUAAUAGAUAUCCUGGGAUAGUGCAUGUUCACCAUCUAUUUUAUCAGAUAAUGGGGCUUUUUAAAAAAUACUACUUUGCUUUCAUGAUAUAUUGUGUUUUGUAGAAAGUUAAGUUUAACAAUAUAGACUCUAAAAGCAAAUUUAAUUUGUUUAAAGCCAUAAGAAAUUAUACUAUAUCCCAGUAUCUGUGUGUCUGUAUAAAGCAGUGUAUUAUCAUCUUUUCAUUUCUAUGAUUGUAAGAUAAGAGUCUAACUGCAGAGGUAUUGUGGAAAAUAGUAGCCUUAAGCAUAAUAAAAUAUGGUCUCUUGGGUACUCCCUCUGGCCAUUACCACAUUCUUAGAUUAUACAUGUCCCUCUUUGCAACUUUCUGAGAGUAAUUUUAUUUGUUGUCUUCUGAAAUGUACAUGUAUACAUGUACCUAUUGAGUGCUGUGUGAUUUUUAAAAAUGUAUUACUGUAGAAUGCUUCUGCAAAUUCAAUAAAAGUUGUUAAAUUUGAACA
This is a messenger RNA of Mandrillus leucophaeus (drill), 3453 nucleotides long. RefSeq names its product thymopoietin (gene TMPO). The coding region runs from base 337 to 2169 and encodes 610 amino acids. The record is from RefSeq and is a predicted model, not a curated record. The transcript has 3 exons. Lineage: Eukaryota; Metazoa; Chordata; Mammalia; Primates; Cercopithecidae.